This is a messenger RNA of Plasmodium gonderi, 8034 nucleotides long. RefSeq lists its product as hypothetical. Gene Ontology annotation, biological process: protein phosphorylation. The record is from RefSeq and is a predicted model, not a curated record. Gene Ontology annotation, molecular function: protein kinase activity; ATP binding. Bases 1 to 8034 code for a protein of 2677 amino acids. The transcript has 4 exons. NCBI's taxonomy places the organism in Eukaryota, Apicomplexa, Aconoidasida, Haemosporida, Plasmodiidae.
AUGAAAUUUAUUUCUUUUGUAAAGAAAAUUUUUAUCUUUAAUGUAGUCAUUUUAAUUUUAAAUAACUAUGUAAAAAAGGAAAUUUUUGAUUUUCCUUUUUUUAUAUAUUCGCUAAAAAUAAAGGGUAUUCAUAAUUCAGAUUUUAAUAAUGUCGAUGAAAAAGGAGACACGAAUGACGGUGGUACGCAUGGGGAAGAUAAUAUAAGUUCUUCUUUUAGAAACAAUAUUCACAAUGAUACAGAUAACAAGGAUGUUUAUAAUAGUGAUAGUGGGAGUAGUAGCAGCAUAGGUAUAGGAAACGGAAUCGGUUUUGGAAGCAACAUGGGUUACUAUGCUAACACAAUAAGCAGAAUAGGUCAAUUAAAUGCAACUAUAACGAACUUUUUUUCAAACGCUCUGGCAGAAGCAAUAAGGAAAAAAUAUGAAAAAGAAGCCCAGCAAGGGUUGAAUGAAAAGGAAGAUGAAAGGGUAGAAAAUAAAAAUAUUCCUAUAAUACAUACGUCCAUUGAUGAUAUUAAAAGAUUUUCUUUCGUUAAGGGAAAAUUAAAAUUGGUUUAUGUUAAAUCUUUUUAUGAUGAUAAUAAUAAUAGAAAAGAGUUAUAUGAAGGGAAAUUUCAAUUUUUCAAAGACAAGGUUAUUUAUGUUACCACCUUUGCUGUUGUGAAAAAUUCGCUAAAUGAAAAUAUUAACCAAAGAACAAAAUGGUUUAAUGCCAAUAUGAAGGUUUUACAAAAAAAUAAUUAUAACAUAACAGCAAAGUGUAAUCAAGAAAUAGAAACUGCUUAUGAAACCAUUUCAUUUAGCACAAAUGAAUUAAAGAAUUUUGAAACAUUAAGAAAAUCAUUAAAAAAUAGACUAAAUAUAACAUAUGAUAAUCUUUUUUACGACUUGAAUACAUUUAAUAGUGCUAAGAGGAAAUAUUUGGAAUAUAUAAAUUACAGUAUUAUUGAUCCUCAUUUUAUGAUCCCUGUAAGUCCAGAAGAAAAACACUCUGAAAAAAAUUAUUCUCUCAAUCUAGAUGAUUAUAUAUUGAAUGAUUUAAGUCCAUUCAAUAAUUUGAAAUAUGUAUCUCAUAGGAGGGUGAAAAACAGCCAUCAGAUAUUGUGUGACCUUGAUAAAGAUCUUACGAAGGCUGAAGACCGGUUUAUCGUGUACAAUUUCCUGAGAGACAAUAUAAUCGAAACUGAAGAAAAUGAUGAGGUUAUUAUUUUCGAGACAAGUAACAAUGGCAUAUUCACAUAUGAUGCUAAACAUUCUAAAGAAAUUAAUAUUUUAAGUGACAUGUUUGAAAUAGAAAUUUUAAUGGAUAGUAGAGGAUUUGUAAAUGAGCAUGAUAAAUACUUCUAUCUAAAUAAGUAUUCUCCUAUACAUUUUGAAUUACAAAAUAAGGCUAUUAUAAAAUACGAUUUCAUUUACUCAUGGCUAUCAAAAUAUUUCAUCCAGAGUCACAAAUAUAAAUUCUUUUAUCCAUAUUUUUAUAUAUCCAAACAGUUUGACAAUUUUAAUAUUAGAUUUAAUAGUACCAGUUUAAAUUUACCUCAGCAUUACAGUUUGGUAGAGAAGGCGCAAAAUAAAAAAAACGAUAUUGAUAAUAAUGUACGACAUGAGGAAAUAAAUAAGUUGAAGUCCAUAAAACAUAUUCAGAAGGCUGAUGCAUCAUCAUUUGUUCAAUUAAAAACAACACUACAUAGUGAUAAUGUUGGAAAGGACAACAAUGGAAAUGUAUCAAUGUAUCAUGACAAUAAGAUGAAGGAAGACAAAUAUAGCCAAGAAAAUUCUGAUAUAAGUAUUGAAAUAAAUGCGAACAAUGAUAAUUCUACUUCUAAAAAUGAAAAUUACAAUGAUAAAAACGUGUAUGAUUCUAUUCAUACUUCUUCUGAAUCGAUUAGCAAUAAGCCGGGUACCAGUGAUAUGUAUUUCAGCGGAACGCCCCAAUCAGUUAGUAGGGAAUAUGAUAUAAAAGAUAAAAAUACUAAUGUAAAGGAUAAUAUAACGAGGGAAUUUUCUAAGAAUGAAAAAAGUAGCAAUGAUAGUAAUAACUCCUAUUUUGGCAAUGUUUUUGGAUAUAUUAAAAAAGUAAAAAACAUAAUUUAUGGUGAUGAAGAAAUUAAAUCUAUCGCUGAUAGUUUUCUAAAAGCUUUAGACACAAAUCAAAAGUCCAAGACAGUACAACAAAGUAAGAAUUCGCAAAGGAAUCCCAUAUUUUUUAGUUUCGAACCGGAUGAUGAAAUUUUUUUAGAUAAUAAAACAAACAAUCAGGAAACACAGAAACUUAUAAGUACUCAUUCAUCAAACGAACAUGUUGCAUCAGGUGAAAACAAAUCUAUAGAGCAAUCAAAAAUAGAAGAAAAAUAUAGGGAAUAUAAAGAACCGAUAAAGGAUCAAUCAAUUCCUUUGACUGAAAAUACAAAUAAUGAGAACCAUCAGCCACAACAAAAAAGUGAUACUCUUGUUGAAGGAAUCCCAAGUGUAGUACAACAACCAGAGUCAGUACAAAAGGAAACUUCUUUUAAAAAAUAUGAAGAAGAUUUUAACGAUUAUUUUGAAAGAAAAUCUUUUGAAUCUUUUGAUCAAAAAUCUGAUGAACAGGAUAAUAAAAUGUAUAAUAAAAAUGGUGCAGAUAAUUUUGAAAAAAAGCAAGACAUAGAAAUUGGCCAGAUGAGUGCAUACCCAAAUUUUGAAGAAUAUUUUAACGAAAAAAAUGAAAUUAAUUCAGAACAUAAGUACGAUUCAUUAAUUCCAUUUCUGUAUAAAAUUUUUCAUGAUAAAACACUCCUAUCAGAUGAAUUGCAAAAUAGUGAUCUUUAUGAAAACCAUUCUCCUGAUAAAUCUCCUGUGGAAAAUACUUCAGAAGAAGAUAAUCAAGAAAAUUUCCCUUACUCUCACCAUAAAUUACAAUCAUCAGAAGGUAGAGUAAUACCUUCAGAGAAUUCAUUGAAGUUUUCCAGUUCUAGUGACAACAAACAAGAAGGAGAUGACAUAACAGGUGAAAGUUUGAAUGAGAAGGUACGUGGGAACAGUGAAGAUUUACCAAUGUAUAAAGAUAUAUUAGAAAAACAUGAGAAUAGAAUAUUUAUAGGUUUAUUUCAAGAGGAGACAGAAAAUAUGUUCAUAUUGAAGUGGUUAUUAGGAGAUAAUAUAUUAUGUGUUCUUAGAUCCACAUAUUAUAAGGAAUUAUACUACAACACGGUACAAAGUAACUAUUUCAAAGUAUUAAAUAUGUUCAAAUUUGGAAAUGAUAAAAAUCUGACUAUUCAGUCUAAGGACUCUCGAGGGGUCAUAAUGAAUGCAGAUUUUUACCCUUAUUAUUCAGCUAUCAAUUUUUUUUUUAAUGACAAAAAUGAUGACAACUUUGAGAAAGAAUUAAAAUCCUAUUUGCUAUUAGUUCAUUAUUUAUUAAAUUCGUUUAAUAGUCCGUGCAGGAAUUAUAAGAAUAUCAAAUAUUUUUAUAAUCACGAUACAUUCAAUGUACUUCAUGUAGCAUUUCUGAGUGAUAAAUUAUUUGAACUAGUUUCUGAAUGUGCCUUGGAAACUAUGAAUUGGGAUAUACCCACAGGGAUAAUAAGAAAAAAUGAAAGUGAAACGAACAUGUCUAUUUUCAGUAAAGCAUUAAAGGAUAUUAGUAGAAGUGUACAUCAGUAUGCUUUUAAAUUAAGAAUACGAAAAGAAAAAGAUGCAGUUCAAUUUAUUAUGAACAGUUAUAAUAUGCUGGAAGGAGAUUAUAAUGUUAAGUAUGAUUUCUUUUUAAACGUGACAUCUAGGUUGUUUUAUUUACAUGCUUUAGGUCUAGUUCAUAGAAACAUAAAAGCAGAUAACUUUUACGUUCAAAGGAGGUAUGAAAAGAAUAAAUAUGUAAAUGUUCUAUUAGGUGGUUUUAAUGAUACUAUUGAAGAAGGUAGUUAUGGGAAUUUCAUAGGAAGUGCAAUACAUGCAGCUCCUGAAAAGUUACAGUCGUACUUCAAUUCUAUCAUAUAUAAUCUAAAAAGUGAUGUUUUUUCCAUGGGUUUAAGUUUAUCUACGCUUUUUAUAAAAAAAAAUUUUUUUUUACCAAAAUUAGAAAGAAAAAUAAAAUAUCCCACCGAUAAAUAUAUAUUAAGUCUUAUUAAAAGAAACCCAAUGGUAUUAUUAUGGAUAAAAUCUUUUAAUCCAUUUUUCAGAAAAAGACUAAGUAUAUUUAAAUUUAGGUCAUAUUUAAAUGUUAGUGUGAAAUAUUUGCAAAAAAAGCUAUCAGAAAAAUAUGUUUAUAAAUGGUUUAACGAAAAAUGCGAGCUUAUGAAUUAUACAGAAGAAGAAAAACUGCAUACUCUUUUUGUCAAGGCGAAAAAUAAAAAUGUAACAAGAUUAACAACUAAUUCUGUGAAAAAGACAAUUAAAAACAAAUAUGACAAUGUAGACACUUGUUUUUUUUACAACACACAAGCAGUAAGCAUAAAAAAAUCAGAAGAUAUACAUUCAUCAGAGGAUUCUUAUACUUUUGAUACACUUAAGGAAAAAUUUUCAUCUUCAUCUAAUGAUGAAAGGGAUGGUAUUUCAUUUUAUCAAUUUCCUAAGAUGUCAAGACGUCGUGGUGUGUCUGGAUAUAAGGAAGAAAGUAGUAAUGAUAAUAAUUAUAGUACUAGUGAUGAAAGCAGUGAAGUAAGCACCGAUGAAGAAAAAACUGAUAGUAUGGUUAUUCAAAGGAAGAAAUCACAUUUAACAAAAAUUUCUAAGCAUCACAAUUUUGAUGAACCUAAAAAUAUGAAUAAGGAGUUUCGAAAAACGCGGAAAAAUGAUAAAGAUAAUAUUUAUAAUAUACCAUUUGGUAAAAGUUUUGAACAUAAAAUAAAUUACUCGCAACUAGAUGCAUAUAAUAUGAAGAAAUAUACGAAUGCAUGUUACUAUUUUAAAAACAGAAUCAUAGGUACUGUAAUGAAAACCUUUUCUAUUGAAUUUGAACCUUAUAGACCUGAUAUAUUUGACAUGUAUUUACUUAACAAACAGAAAUUGAUACAUUUGGUAGAUAAGGAGGAUAAUGUUAAAAAUUUAUUACCAAUUUUGCAAGGUUUUUCAAUACCUGAUACUAGAGCAAUAUUAAAGGCGAGAAUAUAUGAUAAAUGGUAUAGCGUUAAAAAAAUGACCUUGUUAAAAUCUUUGCUAUUUUAUGGCUAUUUUACCUUGCACGAACGAUUAUCUUACGAAUUUAAAUUAUAUGAAUUGCAGAAUUUUCCCUUAGACGAAAAGAACAAUGAUACAUUUGAAACUAUUAUACAUAGAUGUAUGGAGAGAGUAAAUUUCAAUGAAUUCAGUAAUUUAUUGUUGUCUCAAUACAUUUAUAAUAAUUAUCAUGAGGGAAAUUUAUACACUAGCAUUUCCAUAAAUUUGUAUGCUGUAAAUGAAACUGUGUACAGUAUUGACACGAACAAGAUAAAUAAUAGAUUGAGGCGUUACAUAAAGCAAACACUUAGUAAUAUUGAUUUUAAAAGUGCACAGAAUUUUUUAUUUUACAUGAAAAGAAAAAAAACAGAUCGAGAUAUAGACGAGUUAAAAUUAUCUCCACUAAAAUUGGACAACUCAGAUUAUGAGGUAAUCUAUGAACAUAAUAUUCCUCUUAUAAAUAAGUUUGUUAUAAAAUUAGACAAAUUUGUAAUAAAAAAUAUGAACACAAAUUUAGCUGCACUUUUUAAUAAUAUGUUUUGGGGAGUGAGUGAUAAGUGUAAAUGUGUGAAUUAUACUCAUCUACAAGUGAAAUAUGCAGAAACCGAUUUAUUACAAGGAUAUACAAAUAAAAAUCAGGCCAUUGAUUUACAUAAACCUAUAGGAACUCUUAUAAAAGAAAUAAUUAAGGAAGAACCUGAAUUAUCUCUUAAUCCAAAUGAUUUAUUUAUAUUGCAAAAUUUUAAACCUGUGAAUAUUAACCUAGAUGUUAUUCUUAGAAAUAGCUUACAUCUAAUUGAUAGAAAAACAUUAAUAAAAUGCACGAAAAGGUUAGGUAAAAUUGGACAUGUUUAUACUCCAAAUAUUUCAAGUAGUCGAAAAAAUGAAACUAUGAAAAUAAAAAUAGGAUUGGGAUUGGGAUCGGGAUCGGGAUCGGGAUCAUCUAAAUAUUUUUAUUUGUCUUUUAAUAUAUCAUUGCUUAGGUCAAAGGAAAUAACUUUGAAAAAUUUAAUUUAUUUUAUAUACAAAAAUUAUAAAUCUAAACUAGAUAAAACUGUUAUGUAUAAAAAGGUAGGAAGUAAGAUAAAACGUGCAAAUUUCAGUUGCUUAUCAUUGAAUGAACAAAAUACAUUUUUUUACAAUAAUGUCACAGGGACACUUAUUAAAGAAUCCUCGUUUAAUAAAGUCAUCUCGGCACUGUAUAACAUAGAAUUAAUGAACCCCUCUUAUAUUAUUAAGGCUUCUCUGAAUUAUUACAAUAACAGGAAGGAGAAUUCUAUUUUGUUGACCUUAGUAACAAUUUGUAAUGCCGUUUAUGAAAAAGGGAUAGAAAGUAGUACUAAUGAAUCCGAGUCUUUGCAGCAUUCCUCAGAUGGUAUAUAUUCUGAGGGGACUGGGGCUUAUGAGCCACGUAAUAAAAAUACUAAUGAGGAGCGUAGAAGUUCGGAAAAUACUAAUGAGGAAUUCAGAGGUUCGGAAAACACUAAUGAGGAAUUCAGAGGUUCGGAAAACACUAAUGAGGAAUUCAGAAGUUUGGAAAACACUAAUGAGGAGCGUAAAAGUUUGGAAAACACUAAUGAGGAGCGUAGAAGUUCGGAAAACACUAAUGAGGAGCGUAAAAGUUUGGAAAACACUAAUGAGGAGCGUAGAAGUUCGGAAAACACAAAUGAGGAAUAUAUAAAUGACGACCGAGACGUAGUUUCAAGAAAUAUUUCGUUCAUUGAGAGACGACAAAAAAAUAUGAUAAGAGUAUAUCAUAAGGAUGGUACUUAUCACUAUGGAACUGUGGAAUGUCUACAUUUUUUACAUAAGAAAGUCGUACACUUUUUUCAUGAUAACAACACAACAAAUGUUUUUGAUAAGAUAACUAUUCCAUCAGCGUAUAUAUAUAUAGCUAAAAAGAAAAAGUUAAAAAAUGAAAAUUUCAAAUUCACUACUAACACAAUAAAUUUUAAUAUCGUUUCCAACAUGAUGAAUUUCCAAAGAUAUGAAAAUGAAAUGUAUACUUUGGCUGAUUUUAUGCAUCUAAUUGUGCAGUGGUUGGUGUUACAAAAGCCGCGUGGUGAUAGAAACGAAUGCAACUCUUUGGCUAGUAGCCAUAGUACACAAUUUGAUAUGGUGUUAAGUAUAACUACAGAAACAGGAAUAAAGUAUCAUCUAUAUAAAAAUGAUCAAGGCUUGAUAAAAUUUUUCUUUUACAACGUUCUAAUGGAUUACGAAUUUAGUGAAUACACAACUGAGAUUAUAUCAUCAGCUAUUAAAUCAUAUAAUAUGAAAAUAUAUUUUCUUUUAAAAGAUGAAAUCAGCGGAAUAUUUCCAGAGCUACAAAGUUUUCAUAAAAUCCCAGAACAGGUCACUCCCUUCCACCCAUUCGUCAACUGCUUAAAAGGGUUAAGAGGAAAAAAUGUAACCCUAAUUGGGGAUGAACCAAAUCAAGGGGUGUACGUUUCCUUCAUAUUAAAAUUUAUGAACAGAAACAUUUUAUACAGAAUGACGAAAGAUGCAUUUAACAAAAUAAUAUACAAUUUCAAUGACGAAGAAGUGCGCGAAAGUAAAAAACAGGAUUUACAUAAUCACGUUUUAUCUCCCUUGAUCGAAAUACAAGAUAAAUUUCGACAUGUAUUUUUAAACGAAUUAAGCUAUUAUGUCAACAUUCCUACUCCUUUAAGAAAAAGUAAAAAAGCAUUUUUAGUUACAAUGGAUCAGAAAUUUUAUGAAAUUUUAAAUGAUAAAUGUAAAGUAAAUGAAAGAAAUUGUUCGUACGCUGUAGAAGAAAUGAUUAAUAACUUAGACCGCACAUUUACGAAACCCGUUUUUGUUGUUAAAAAUGUCAUGAGUUUCUUUCUGAGGAGAAGAAUUCGUGCUGUUUUAAACAGAAUAAAAGACACAAUAGUUAGCUAA